GGAAAGUCAUUUAUUAUUCCGACGAAAAGGAAAUAAAUAAAACAUUAAAGAAAAGAAAACAAAUCACCUGAAAAAUUCAAAGAAGAGAAAAAGAAAUUUGCUUGACAAGUCUUAAAGAUUUUGAUCUUCGUUCAUAUUAAUCAGGGGUUUGAUUGAGAUCAUUCCACCCUCCUUCUCUUCUUUAUAAUCUCUCUCUCUCUGUUUCGUCUUCCGUAAAACUCAGAACCCAAAAAAAAAAAAACACACCUUUCUCUCUCUCUCUACUGCAUUCUUGUGAAAAAAUUCGAUCUUUGUCGGGUCAUAAUGAGCAAUUGGAGAAGACAAAAGCCCAGAAACAACAACAACAACAACAACAACAAUAACGUUUAUAAUCAACAACGAAGGACGAUGACGCAAUCACAAAAGCCGCCUCUUGCUAACUUCAAACAGUCUGUUCCAGCUUGGGAGAAGGAAUUCUGUGCUAAGGUCGGUUCAGUUCCAUGGUCAAAAGUUCUAGAAGCUAAGCGGUUUAUGCAUCUAUACGAGAGAGUAGUCCAAUGGGAUGAUUCAGCUGGAGAAGACGCAUUCAACAAGGCUAAGUCUCAGUACUGGGCAGAGAUCAACGGAGUUUCUUGUGACUUGCCUUUGCAUGAUCCUGAUGUCUACAUUGAUGAUGUUGACUGGGAUGCUCAAGUUGACAAUGAGCUGGUUCUUGACCUUGAGCGUGGUCUAGACCCGGGAAGAGAAGAAGAGCAUGUGGUGAUUCUUGAUGCUUUGUUUUUGUCUGGACAGGAGUAUAGUGGACAAGGGUGGGGAACGGGAUGGGGUAACGCGGAGGGGGUUAACGAGGAGAAUGUUGGUAAACAGGAGAACUCAUGGGAUGAGCAGCGUUGUGAUGGAUGGAAUGAGGAUUCUUGGGGAAGAAAGGAGAAACCUGUAGGUUGGGGUCAUGAGAACAAGAACAACAACAAUAGCUUUAGAACAGAAUCUUGGGACUAUAGGAACAGAAACAGCUUCAACUACAAGAAGGAUGGGAACUGGAACUGUAGUGAUCAUCAUCAUCAGGGAAGAGAGAGGAGAGAGUGGAGAAAGAGAGGAGCAGUGCCACGUGAAGGAGAGCAAGUGGAUGAUUGUCGAUGGAGAAAUGGGAGAGGGAGAAGCAGAGUUGGGUUUCAGCAACAUUCCAAUGGCAAUGGUUGGGGCUGGACUGAAUCCUUCUGAAUCCUUCUGAAUCCUUCUGAAUC
Molecule: messenger RNA, 1223 nt
Organism: Eruca vesicaria subsp. sativa (arugula)
Lineage: Eukaryota; Viridiplantae; Streptophyta; Magnoliopsida; Brassicales; Brassicaceae
Source: the annotation of a GenBank genome assembly